Mesorhabditis belari is the source of this 1359-nucleotide messenger RNA. Lineage: Eukaryota; Metazoa; Nematoda; Chromadorea; Rhabditida; Rhabditidae. The record is from the annotation of a GenBank genome assembly.
AUGGGCAAAAAGGACAAGAGUGCGGUCGCUGAAGAUUUGGGUAAGGCUCAAGCCGAAGGAAAAUUCCAUCUCAAAGCCGGUGGUGCCGAGCCGAAGCUAGACAGCGCUCAAUGGCCUCUCUUGUUGAAGAAUUUCGACAAGAUGAACAUUCGCUCGUCUCACUACACUCCAUUGGUCGAGGGAUGUUCUCCACUUCAACGUGACAUCAAGAACUACAUCUCUUCCGGCUUCUUCAAUCUCGACAAGCCAGCCAAUCCUUCUUCACACGAGGUAGUUGCUUGGAUAAAACGAAUUCUUCGCUGUGAGAAGACUGGACAUUCGGGAACCCUUGAUCCAAAAGUGUCGGGAUGUCUUAUCGUGUGCAUUGACCGAACGACCCGUCUUGCCAAAUCGCAGCAAGGAGCCGGAAAGGAGUACAUGGCGAUUUUCAAGCUGCACAAUCCGGUGGCCUCGGAGAAGAAAAUUCAUCAAGGACUGGAGAAGCUGACUGGAGCUCUUUUCCAACGGCCACCACUCAUCUCGGCUGUGAAAAGACAGCUUCGUGUUCGAACUGUUUACGAGAACAAGCUGAUUGAAUACGACUCGGAACAACAACUCGGAAUCGCUUGGUUCAAGUGUGAGUCGGGAACUUAUGUGCGUACUCUGUGCGUGCAUUUGGGAAUUCUUCUCGGAACCGGCGGUCAAAUGGCGGAACUGCGUCGUAACCGCUCGGGAAUCACCGAUGAGCACGACCAACUGGUGACCAUGCACGACAUCAUGGAUGCACAAUACGUUCUGGAUCAUCAUAAAGACGAGACCUACAUGAGGACAAUCGUUCGUCCAUUGGAGGCUCUCUUGACCGCUCACAAACGGAUCAUCGUCAAGGAUUCAUCGGUGAAUGCUAUCUGCUACGGAGCCAAGAUUCUCAUUCCGGGAGUCCUGCGUUACGACGAUGGAAUCGAAGUCAAUCAGGAGAUUGUCAUCGUCACGACAAAGGGAGAAGCUGUUUGCCUCGCUGUAGCACUGAUGACCACUUCGACCAUUGCUUCGGUUGAUCAUGGAGUGGUUGCUAAGAUCAAGCGUGUCAUCAUGGAGCGUGAUACUUACGGUCGCAAGUGGGGCAUGGGACCGGUGGCUUUGAAGAAAAAGAAGAUGGUUCAAGAUGGGUUGCUCAACAAAUUUGGCAAGCCAAAUGAGAAGACUCCAAAGGGAUGGAAGGGUUAUGAGGACUUGUCGGCUCCCAAGGCUGAAAUGAAGUCUCAAGAAAGCGAUGACGAGAAAGAGGCUGCUCCACCCAAGAAAGCAAAAGUCGUCGAGUCACCCAAGAAGAGCAAGAAAGCCAAGAAAGAAAGCAGCUCUUCAGGCGAUUCGGACUCCGAA